Messenger RNA from Caretta caretta (loggerhead turtle), 1364 nucleotides. RefSeq names its product transmembrane protein 176B. Gene Ontology annotation, cellular component: membrane. The record is from RefSeq and is a predicted model, not a curated record. NCBI's taxonomy places the organism in Eukaryota, Metazoa, Chordata, Testudines, Cheloniidae.
AGCAGAGACUAACAAGAUUUGUUGGGGCAGAGUUAACACGGCUUUUGUCAAGGGAAAUCAUGCCUCAGCAAUCUACUAGAAUUCUUUGAAGGGUCAACAAGCAUGUGGCCUUUGGUGAUGCAGUAAUAUAGUGUACUUGGACUAUAGACUCCACGUAGACUGUCUGUCUCCUGAAUCUCCGCUGGAAACGUUACUCAAAGGGGGGCGGAACUAUAAGCCAGGGGGGCAGAUACACCAAAGCUUUCUUCCCUUUCUCUCUGCCCGUGGGCAUUCAUGACACUUGGAGAACGAAGGAAGCAGCGUUGGAGUGGGGGAGGGAUCCUGACUGAAAGAAGUUCACCCGCAGAACUGCCAAAACGUGAGCGGGCUCAGGAUGCCGACCAGCGUGGUGAAGGUGAAUGACAUGGAGGUUUCCACUGAGGGCUCGGACAAGACCGUCAUCAACAUCACCGUCAACCAGGAGUCGUGCCUGGCCUUCCUGGUCAGGUCCAUGCUCCAGAGAAGGGCCAAGCCUUGGGCACCCACCAGCCAGGGCCUUGCCAAGGGCCGCUACCGCGGGGAGCAGAAAGUGCUUGGGGCCUGCCAGGUGCUGCUCGGGAUCGUGUGCGGGGCCAUUGGCGUGAUGCUCUGCUUUGCGCCGCACAUAGAGGAGAUCUCGUCGGGAUCCCCGUUCUGGACAGGCGCUCUGUUCAUCAUCUCCGGAGUCUUUUGCAUUGUGAGCGAAAAGCGUGGCACUGGCUGCUGGGUCUGGCUAGCCUUGCUGUUCACCCUGGCCAGCGUUGUCUCGGCGACCGUGGCUGUGAUCAUCGGGGCGCGGGAUAUGACCUGGUCUUUCACCUUCACCGAAGGCUCUUACCUGUGUGGCCCGGCCUCACCGUCGCCCACGGGCUCCGAAGAUUUCUGGAGACCGCAGGACUGCAGGUUCAAGUUCAGGAGGCUUGAGAACCUGUUCCGGGGCGUGCGGCUGCUCCUGCUGCUGACCAUGGCCACCGGCCUCUGCAUCACCCUCUACUCCUUCCUCUACGGCUGCUGGGCCCUGUGCUGCAGGAAGCAGGACUGGGCCGAGGCCACGGGGGGCAAGGAGCCGCUCCUGUCCUCUGACUCCAUCCUCCCGCCGGACAAGGAGAAAGCCCAGGUUGUCCAGGAUAUCUGAGCACCGGGCCAGGCUCCAGCUUCGCUCUGCCGGGUAACUGCUCUGCACAGCCUGCAUCCCUCCCACACCGCCCCGCUUCCCUGUCCUGGCUCUGGAGCUGGGGCAUCCCACUGAUCCCUCUCCUGUACCAACUGUACUAGGGCGAGGGUCUUCCCAGGCCCUGCUCUGACUAGGGCAGCCAGCUGCUUGGAAAUAAACGGUCUCUCAUGAA